UACAAACAAGAAGAUUCACACGUUUGCUGGUCCGCAGAGGCGGUGCGUGUUAUUUUGCAAAAUCGGGUGAAGUCGCGUUGCCUGUGCGGGCGGCCCCGUGCAGCAAAACAAGCGUCUCGGAUACAAACUGACACUGACUGGGCCGCUGCUCCCCCAGAAUGAACAACGUGUUUCAGGAAGAAGUUGGCGCCUGAAGCCCCGUACGCGGCUACCUAACACGCUAACCGAAAGUAUGAGAGAGAGUCCGUUGUAAUGGUUUUUUCCUUUCAACCCUAUUAAAGGAAUUCAAAAUGAACGACACGGAGUUCAGUGUCCCGCUGUCCUCGCUGGCAAUCCUGGUCCCACCGCUCCGGCUGAUGUCCUCCGUGAUGUGGGAAGUGGUUCGCCAGCGCAACAUAAAGCACUACGGGAAGCUGGAGGAGUUCGUAUCCAUGGUGACAGAUGCUGUUCCUGAACUGAUGAGUAAAAGAGAAGGCCGGCUGCUCUCGCUGGGCCUGAGAGCACGGACGACUCUGGAGCUGCUGCGCUCCGAACAUCCGGAAGAUCUCAAGGCUGUUGAAAGCCACCUCAACCAAAUCCGAACAUCUUGCAUUGAGGAGACCAAUGAUCCUGUAAUUGAGGCCCCAGAGGCAAACUUCAUGAAGCUGGUGCAGGGCCUCAUUGAAGACACCCACGGCAGAGAACACUUCCUCAAGAAUGUGUUUCCAGUGGAGUACGGGCCGGACUUCGACACCGCACUGGAGACUCUGGUUUGUGAAUUCUUCACCAGACUGGAGGAGCUGCUGCCUAUUCCAGAUUUCAAACAGACGGCGUCUUGGAUCAGCGCUGCGCCCGCUGUCCUCGAGGAGUACAUGCAGUGUGUCUCCAACGGAGACGAUCUUAAAUUUCUUCUGCAAAGCAAACAGUGUCACGGGAAACUGGCUAAGUGUGCUGUCGCUCCGUUUCAGUCGGACGAUCUUCUCCUUCCCUCUCUGGCUCUGCCUCCAUCGCUGGAAGUGGCCAUCGCGUCCCACCCGGGCGCCUGUGACGAGGACGAGGACGACGUCAACAACGGCGUUCCUCAGAUCGUCAUGUUCGACGAAGAGCUGUCCACUCACCCUUCCACCUCGGCGGACUUUCCCGAAUCGCCGAAGAGGGCCGAGAUCUCCUCGUCCCCUCGCAGGAGGCAGCAGUCGGGGACGCACAAAUGCCCCGAGUGUGACAAGUGCUUCAAGCACCACUCCGUCCUGCUGGAGCACCAGCGGGUGCACAGCGGGCUGCAGCCCUACAACUGCUCCGAGUGCGGCAGGGCGUUCCGAACCGCCACGCUGCUGGCCGGCCACCGGCUGCGCAAAUGCAAGAACGCCGCCUAUCUGUGCAUUAAAUGCGGGAACAGUUUUCCAACCUCGCUGGACAAAUUCAGGCACCACUGCCCAAAGCGUGGCCGCAACUACAACUGCGGGCACUGCGGGAAAAGCUUUCAAAAGUCCAGCAGCUUGAAAGAGCACCUGCUCACUCACGUGCAAAGCCGCCUCUUCAAGUGCAGCCAUUGCGGCGUGGGUUUCUCAGGGAUCGGGGACUUGAAGUACCACCAGCAGGUCGAUCAUGACAAGCCCUACCAGUGCAAGCGGUGCGGCAAGAGCUUCAUCUCCUCCAAGUGUCUGACCAAGCACGAAGAACGGCACGAGGAGGUCGGCGACCUGGAGGCGGCCGCGCUAACGAGCCGAGGCAAACGUAGGAAGAGCGGCUCCGCUCAUCGGACGUCCUCGGCGUCGCUGUCCUCCAGGAAAGCGGCGAUCAAAGCGGCGUACCCGCGGGGACGGGUCACACAUAACUGCCCGCUGUGCGGGAGGAGCUUCAAGUAUCGCUUCGAGUUUCUCGAGCACCAGAGGUUCCACACGGCGGUGAAGCCUUACAAGUGCUCUCAGUGCGGCAAAGCCUUCCGCACGGAGGCCCACCUCUCCCGGCACAGGAAGCGCAAGUGUAAAAAUGCUUCCCACAUUUGCACAAAGUGCGGGUGCCAGUUCAGGUCCCUGCACGAGCGCGUGAGACACCAGUGUGUCCAGCUGCUGACCAAAUACGAGUGUUCCCACUGCGGGAAGACCUUCAAGAUGGCCCACCUGCUGAGGAACCAUCAGAUGAGCGAGCACCAGCUCCCCUACAGCCCCAACCAUCGGUUCCGGUGCCGAUACUGCGACGAGACUUUCCCCGGCAUCAGCGAGCUGAAGUACCACCAGAGGGUGGACCACGAGAAACCCUAUCAGUGUCAGGAGUGCGGCAAGUGUUUCCUGUCCGAAAAGUGCCUGGCCAACCACGAGCUGCGGCACAACGACGAGCGGCCCGAGAGCUGCCUGGUCUGCGGCCGCGGCUUCAGGAACCGCUACGACCUGAAGCAGCACAUGCGCACGCACACGGGCGAGCGGCCCUACCAGUGCACCCACUGCUCCCAGUGCUUCUCCACCGCGGGAGGACUGCGCAGUCACACCCGCGUGCACACGGGCGAGAAGCCGCACGCCUGCCCCGACUGCGGCAAGGCCUUCUCCCAGAUGGGGGCCAUGCGCACGCACAGGCUCACGCACACCGGCGAGCGGCCGUUCAAGUGCACGGUGUGCGGCAAGGGCUUCACCAUGGCGCACAAGGUGACGGUCCACAUGCGCGUGCACACGGGGGAGCGGCCGUACGUGUGCACGCAGUGCGGGAAGGCCUUCUCCGACGGGAGUGUGCUGAAGCAGCACAUGCUGAACCACUCGGGGGUGCGGCCGUAUCACUGCCAGAUCUGCCCCAAGACCUACACCUGUCUGAACCACCUGAGGAGGCACCUGAAGAGCCACUCCAACGUGAACUGAGUCGGGACCAAUGAGCCGAGCCGCUCACGGAGGAACGCGGGUUCCUCUUCGCUGUAAAGUCAUAUGGGGACUUUUAAAAUAUUUAAAGUAAAAGUAGUUUAGUUAUUUGCUCGGUUGCAGAUGAUUAAACACGAGUGGUGUCGAUCUUCUCAGCAGGGAAGUGAAAGUGAGUCUUUACAUCGGCUCACUCUUUCUUUCCCAGCGUCCGUUUCUUAUGCAUGAACAUGUUUGAUGUCAUUCUGGAUAUUUGUGGUGAGAUGCUGUAUGUUCAGAAGUUGUAAUAUUAAUGAAAAUAUAUAUUUUUGAGAGGUCCUUGAUAGUGAUGGAGGUGAAUCAGCUCUCUGUAAAUACGCUGAAAUACAAAUGUUGUAAAAUUCAAAAGCUAUUAUGACGGCACCAUCUAUUUCAACUUGUCUUUCUCCCAAUAGGCCUUUUUCUAUAUAAAUAUAUCUAUGCAGAACCAGUCAAGAGUUUUGACACAAUUUCGCAUUCAAUUCAAGUGUGUCCAAACUUUUGACUGGAACUGUAUAUAUUGAAUUGUUUGUUUUGAGACAUUUCAAAUUAAAUUAACCUGAGUUAUCCAUGAUGAUUUUAUUCACUCACGGAGGAACACGUGUGCAAUGGUUCUCAGAAGUGAGCGAGUGACGGUGUUCCACUAAGGGGCAGCAGCUGACCGGCAAACACUGUUCACUUGCCUGGUUGUGCGUUGGUGUCGGCGAUGGGAAACCAAUGAGUGAUGAACUAAAAGUAUAUCUGCAACACUGGAGCCAACGGAAAACGCGUCUAGAGACUAACGACACGUUCGGUGCGGCGGAAGUCGGCCCAUUUCCGGUCAUUAACUCCAUUUGGCUGGUUAGAAGUCCUCAUUAGCCUGACAUUUCCUGAUGUGGCGCCCGGCGGCAUCUGAGAGUCCAUCAGGGUUCGUCGUACCAGCAAAGCCCGUUUGAGCCUCGCUUCACAUCCGUCAGUGGGCGCGAUCUCUUUCACGUGUCCCGCUGUGACUUUCAUGUUUCUGAUGGAUGAUAUUGGCUGUUUCUUCCCCCCCAGUUUCCUUGUUUCAUGUGUGUCUCACGUCAUUUGCGGUCACUUUUGCAUAGUAGUUUUCUAUGGAACCAGACAACAAUCUUUGCCAUUCACAGAGGGAUCAACCCCAAAGAUGACUUAUCGUGGUGUGUUAAAUGUUACAAGAUGUUAGAAACCACGUUAAAAAAACCGGCCUGCACUAAACGUUCUUUCUCUGACUCAUAAAUGCUAAUCUUCUCCCCCCGGCAUCGGGGUUCGGUGGAAACUUGGGCUCGGUCCGCUCUGCCAACAGGCCUGUGCCCAAAAAAACAUUACGCAGAAGCUCUUUGCUUUAGAAAGUCUUAUCUUCAUGACUGUGGCUCCUCUGGACUCUGCUGAGGUCACGGAUCACAAGUCUCUUCUGUACAAGGUUGCUGGAACAAGGAAAACCGAGUGUUUGCUAAUGAAUUCCUCAGGUUUUAUAGUAAUAAAGUUCCCUCCCCAGGCA
Messenger RNA from Gasterosteus aculeatus aculeatus (three-spined stickleback), 4335 nucleotides. RefSeq lists its product as uncharacterized. Lineage: Eukaryota; Metazoa; Chordata; Actinopteri; Perciformes; Gasterosteidae. The record is from RefSeq and is a predicted model, not a curated record.